Messenger RNA from Cajanus cajan (pigeon pea), 3175 nucleotides. Its product is annotated as nucleobase-ascorbate transporter 11. The record is from RefSeq and is a predicted model, not a curated record. Gene Ontology annotation, cellular component: membrane. Gene Ontology annotation, molecular function: transmembrane transporter activity. Lineage: Eukaryota; Viridiplantae; Streptophyta; Magnoliopsida; Fabales; Fabaceae. Gene Ontology annotation, biological process: transmembrane transport.
UCACACGGAUCUGUGGAACCGGUUUCCACCAAAAAGCAGUGAAAACUGAAGAUCCUUAUUAAUUGCGAAAGAAUAUUAGGAAAAAAAACACACAAAAAGAUUCAACUAGCAUGGUGUUGCGUUACCCUUCCAUUUGAAAAUUGAGGUUCAAACUAAGGUAGCUAGGUCCUUUGUCAACAUCAAGAGGCCAUGCCAGAGAGACGUUUAUGCAAUUAAGGUCACACACUCACAUUCACGCUUUCCUUUGAUAGCAACUUGUGAGCUACAAUGAGUUGAAGUGAAGAUAAGAUAUGUCUCGGAGUCAAAGUGUUCACUGUCCUUCCUUCAACACUAACCGUUAAUCGCUUCACCAAAGCACGUUGCUGUUGUUGUUGCUGUUGUGAUAGUUUUCUUUCCUUGUCUUUUCACCAUAUACUGUUCCUUUGCUUCUACUCUCUCACUCUCCAGAAUUUGGCUUUUUGCUGUGAUGUGAAGCCUCUGGUUCCUUCACGUUGCAAAGUUUUCAUCUUUGUUCUUUCUUGUAUAUUGGGUUGUUGAAUUCAACUUGUUUGAAACAAAAAAGUGAAAAUGGAAACUGGGUCGAGUUCGGAGUUCUUAGAUAGGGGAAAGGCUAUGAGGGGUGGUGGCACUGGAAUGAAGCAUGAUGUUGGUGCUGCCAAAGCCAAAGUUGAGCCCUUUGUGGCAAGAAGUGAUCACGAUCCUCAGGAGUUGAGGUCUUGGGCAAAGAGAACUGGGUUUAUGUCUGAUUACUCAGGGGAAGCUGGGACUAGUGCCAGUGAGAAGUUUGAUAGUGUAGGGUUUGAUGUGAAGAGUGUUGAUGAUCAGAGAGAAGGAGGGUCCUCUCCCAAGAUAGAGAUUGAUCCGGUGCUGGGGUUGGCGAGGCCUAAUAGGGACAAUGAGAUUGAACAUGUUUUUGUGUCAAAACAUGGAGCCAUGAGGAGUGAGAAUGAGAAAGUUUUGAGGUCAAAGGAUGCAUGGAAUGGGGCAGUGGAGAGACAAAACCAGAAGAGAAAAAUUGGGGAUGAGCCUGCUUUGUAUAUGGCUGGUGAUGGUGACAAGAAAGUUGGGGUAAGAGGGAAUGGUGAUGCUAAUAGAAUGGUGGUGAGUGCGAAUAGGGAUAGUAAUAGCCAUGGAGUUUCUGCAGUUGCUCCUCUGCCAGAGCAGAAGAAGGAAGAGGGAGUCGCUGAAGAUGUUAAGGUGAAUCUGUUUCCAGAGGGGGAGGAACCUGCUUCUAGAGGGUGGCAGGGACCAUCUGGAUUGAAGUACGGGAUCACAGAAAAUCCGGGUCUUGUACCUCUUAUUUAUUACGGCCUACAGCACUACCUAUCAUUGGUUGGCUCGCUAGUAUUAAUCCCACUAAUCAUGGUACCAACCAUGGGUGGAACCGAUAACGAUACUGCUAAUGUAAUUUCUACAAUGCUGUUUCUUUCCGGCGUCACAACGAUACUGCAUUCCUACUUUGGAACACGACUACCUUUAGUUCAAGGAAGCUCAUUUGUGUAUCUGGCGCCAGCAUUGGUUAUCAUGAAUGCUGAAGAAUUUCGAAAUCUUACACAUCAUAAAUUUAGACACAUAAUGAGAGAACUCCAAGGAGCUAUAAUUGUUGGUUCAAUAUUCCAAUGUAUCCUGGGACUUAGUGGUUUCAUGUCUCUCCUUCUCAGGAUAAUCAACCCAAUUGUGGUGGCUCCAACUGUUGCUGCUGUAGGUUUAGCAUUCUUCAGCUAUGGCUUUCCACAAGCUGGCACUUGCAUGGAAAUUAGCAUUCCGCAGAUAGCAUUGGUUCUAAUAUUCACACUGCAUCUUCGAGGAAUAUCUAUCUUUGGACAUAACACAUUUCGAAUUUAUGCUGUUCCCUUGAGUGUUACAUUAACUUGGAUAUAUGCGUCGUUUUUAACAGCCGGGGGAGCAUAUAACUACAAAGGAUGCAAUCCCAAAAUCCCGAGUUCAAACAUUCUGACAGAUGCAUGCAGAAAGCAUGCUUAUACCAUGAAGCAUUGCAGGACCGAUAUAUCCAACGCAUUGUUAACUUCUGCAUGGCUCAGAAUUCCUUACCCUUUUCAGUGGGGUUUCCCUAUUUUCCAUUUUAGGACUUGCAUUAUCAUGGCCGUAGUGUCGCUGGUUGCCUCUGUGGAUUCAAUUGGAACUUAUCAUUCUGCAUCUCUGCGAAUGAAUUUGAGGCCUCCAACUCCAGGAGUUGUGAGCCGAGGAAUUGCAUUAGAGGGUUUCUGUAGUAUAUUGGCUGGUCUUUGGGGUUCAGGAACUGGGUCAACAACCUUGACAGAAAAUGUUCACACAAUUGACACAACAAAGGUGGCAAGUCGGAGGGUGGUGGAACUUGGAGCAGCUUUCAUGAUUCUCUUUUCCUUUAUGGGAAAAGUGGGUGCCCUUAUUGCUUCCAUUCCACAGGCCUUGGCUGCUUCUGUACUGUGUUUCAUUUGGGCUCUUAUAGCAGCUUUGGGCCUUUCAAAAUUACAGUAUGGUCAAUCUGGCAGCUUCAGGAACAUGGCUAUAGUUGGUGUUUCAUUGUUCCUUGGUCUAUCUAUCCCUGCCUAUUUUCAACAAUACAAGCCUCAAACCAGUCUCAUACUGCCCCCUUACCUGGUACCUUAUGGGGCUGCAUCUAGUGGACCAUUCCAUUCUGGCAUUAAACAACUUGAUUUUGCAAUCAAUGGUCUUAUGUCCUUAAAUAUGGUGGCUACACUUUUGGUGGCAUUCAUUCUAGACAACACUGUCCCGGGAAGUCAACAAGAACGAGGGGUGUAUAUAUGGUCACGAGCUGAAGAUAUUGCAAAUGAUCCCUCACUGCCAUCAGCAUAUUCUUUGCCAAGGAAAAUUGCUAAGUUUUUCUGUUGGGCAAAAUGUUUGGGAGUCUGAAUAAUAGGCUAUAUCUGAUUUAUUUUAUUCAUGGUAACAUUUACUUCUGAUCCUUGGAGCUUACAAGAUAUUGAAGCUCAUGAAGAAUAAAAACAAAUAUACUUGGAUUUAGGUGCAGCAGCCAGCAAGGCCAAAUAGGAAAUAGUUUAGCACUGAUUUUGCUUGUGUAAUAUACUGCUGUAUCACACAGAUCAAUUUCUGAACUCAAAACAAAAACAAAAAUGGAAGUUAUUAUUGUUCUUGUACUGUUGUAUAUUUAUAUUUUUUAAUCAAUUAAUGGCACGAUUUUUUGUAGAUUCGA